CCAUUCUUUGACCCGGCCCCUCUCGCGCGCGCAGGCAUCUCCCGAGCGCAGCCAGAGAGAAAAAUACGCACUCCUACCUUGCAACAACAGCGACGGGAAGAGAGCCUUCUCGAUUAGUAUUCCAGUAGGUAUCUCCAUCAACGACGCUCCUCGGGCACGCACGGUGUGUGUGUGGUGUGUUCCCGCGGCGCGCGCAAUGUUGCCCGGGUGCGGGCUGUUGGAUUGCCUCCGCCGCGGCGAGCGCGACACGCGUGACGCCGGCCAGACGGACCCCCGCGUCUCGGCCGAGCCCAGCGGCGGGUCGGCGUCCGGCAAGAGCGGGCGGGCGAGGCGGCUCGAGUGGGCCGAGGUCGAGUCGGUCACCGGCGGCUUCUCGUCCCGCGUGAUCGGCCAGGGCGGGUUCAGCACCGUGUACCUGGCGUCGCUCACCUCCUCCCGCCUCGGCGCCGUCAAGGUGCAGCGGAGCAGCGAGCGCCUCCACCGCGUCUUCCGCCAGGAGCUCGACGUGCUCAUGUCCGUGCGCCAUCCCCACAUCGUACGCCUCCUCGGCUACUGCGACGAACGAGAGGAAGGCGUCUUGGUGUUCGAGUACGCUCCCAACGGCGACCUGCACGAGAGGCUCCACCGGAGCGGCCAGAGGCGGGCGGCGCUGCCGUGGGCGCGGCGGAUGGCCGUCGCGUUCCAGGUGGCGAUGGCGCUGGAGUACCUCCACGAGAGCCAGGACCCUGCGGUCAUCCACGGCGACGUCAAGGCGUCCAACGUCCUGCUCGACGCCAACAUGGACGUCAAGCUCUGCGACUUCGGCUUCGCCCACGUCGGCUUCUCCGCCGCGGUGCUCCCCGCCGCGGCCAGGGCGUCGGCGCGCCACGUCAUGGGCUCCCCGGGGUACGUGGACCCGCACUUCCUCCGCUCCGGCGUGGCCACCAAGAAGAGCGACGUGUACAGCUUCGGGGUGCUGCUGCUGGAGCUCGUGACCGGGCGGGAGGCCAUCUGCGCAGACACGGGUUGCCGGCUCACGGUCACCGUGGCGCCCGUGGUCAGCGAGGGCAAAGUGGCCGACGUGGUGGACCGGAGGUUGGGGGACGCGUACGAUCGCGAGGAGGCCGUGACCGUGGCGGCGCUCGCGCUGCAGUGCAUCAACGCCAGCUCCGGGCUCCGGCCGUCCAUGACAGACGUGGUGCGCGUUCUCCAGGAGAAGACGUCGGCGUUGAUCUCCGCCGUUGGACCUAAGCCGGCCAGCAUGAUGGUGGUUUCGUAAAGGUGUACGUACGUAGGGUGUAAAUGCUUAGGUAGGGCGGAAAACUUUUCGUCACUUUUGUUAUUGUAAAGAGGAUCAGUUUAGUAGUUGAACUCCGGUACAAUUUUUGUGAUGUCAUGGAUGGGGUUGCAGGCAUGUAGUGGCUCAUUAAUCUAAUCCGCCUGUAGAUCUCACACAGUUGUUUUUGAGAUAAUAUACAUGGAGUACGCGCUUAAGCUAA
Messenger RNA from Aegilops tauschii subsp. strangulata, 1478 nucleotides. RefSeq names its product salt tolerance receptor-like cytoplasmic kinase 1. Gene Ontology annotation, biological process: protein phosphorylation. NCBI's taxonomy places the organism in Eukaryota, Viridiplantae, Streptophyta, Magnoliopsida, Poales, Poaceae. Gene Ontology annotation, molecular function: protein kinase activity; ATP binding. The record is from RefSeq and is a predicted model, not a curated record.